AUGUCAUUAUACAGUGCAGGUGCCUUUCCAUCAGUACCCAAGCGAGUACAUUUUGCUUUGGAUUUCUUUCCCCAUACUUUAAAAUGGUCCCCAGGAGAGUCCAGUUCCCAAGAUAUCAAAUAUGAAGUGCAGUAUAAGAGAUAUGGUAAUGCCAGCUGGCAGACCGUGCCACAUUGCUCCCCUACUUCCAACCUGUCUUGUGACCUUACAGUGGAGACGUUACCCCGGACACUAGGGUAUUAUGGGAGAGUCAGGUCUAUUCUUGGAAAUGAGACGUCAGAUUGGGUUCACACCACACGCUUCAACCAUAGAGACGUCAUUCUGCCUCCACCAAGUCUAACACUUCACAUGGAUCAAGGCUCCCUGAUUGUUCAACUUGCUCUCCCACAAAUACGGGCUAAAAAUAUCAUCCUACGCUACGAAGAUGUCUUCCCUUACAGUAGGGUGUACUAUGUGCAUGUGCGCAGGACAGCAGACAACCAUACGUUCAUGCAGAUGCAAAGCUCCUUGACAUUCCAAAUCACUGAUCUGGAUGGGGAUAUGGAAUACUGUGUGUUUGUGCAGCCGGCAGUGGCCAGCCGUGGUAACAUUGGCAUCCCAUCUGCAGAGACUUGCGUCCACUUACCAGAAAAAGAGAUCAGUAGAAAAGGACUUCUGGUGAUCGCUUCAUCUAUCAUCGUUAUUGUGGUUCUUCUGAUUUUAAUCAAUUUCUUCAUCUGUUUUUAUAUUCGUGAAGGAGUCAGAACUCCAGCAGCAUUGAAGUCUUUCAUUAAGAGGAGCUGGUCAUGGACUGACAAAUCAGAGACCCAAGUUCCUGAUGCCGAAGGUGUGCUACAUUGGGAGAGGGAGGUGAUUGCGCAGCUUCUUUUGGAACCCAGGCAUUCUCUCAUGAGAAGUAGUGGUGAUAGUGGUUUUGGCAGUCAGAUCCUUAAUGAGAGAGAGACUCACACCACCUCUUGCUUUUCCAAUGACUUUAAAGGGGAUAGUGGAAUCAGCAUCCCUGAUGAGGACUCAGAUUUUAAAGAGACCUCUCAAGAGGAGGCUUCCUUUGUCAAGCAACAUCACCCUCAUAUUCAGAAGUACAAUGGGAUCAGCAUCCCUAAUGGCGACACGGGGUGUAAAAAGACCUCCACGGAAGAAGCACUAUUUGUUAAAAUACAUCACCUUCAUAUAAAGGAGGACAGUGGGAUUAGCUUGUCCACGGGAUCUCCCUUCCUCAAACGCAACUGCAACCUUGGUGUUAUCCCCUAUGGAGUGGAUUUAAAGGAUACUGAAGACUGCAUUGAAAAUGGGAUUGUGACUUGCUCACAAUGGGGAUAUCUCAAACAACCUAAAAGUGAAAGACAGAGCAGUACAGGAAGGGAAGACUCAAAUUCUCUAGAACAAGUUAAGGACUACAUUUCACAGGGAUCAGACAGAAGAUGCAAAGGAGAAAUGGUCUCACAAGGGAUUAGUGAGGACCUCCAGGGACCCUGGGUUCAAAUACCAGAAUGCUUCCAAUCAUCUGUCCCACUCACUGCAGCUUUCAGUCCAUUUAGCAGUGUUUUAUGGGAUUUAAGAGUCAGUUCCCCAGCGUUAGGAUCAGUAGAACUAAUAGACAGCAGAUCCUGAUGCAAGCUUUACAAACUAAUUUAUUUAUAUAAAGUGCUAUGGGACAUCCUUCCUAUCUGGGCUGCUAAAAUCAUACUGAUCCAUAAAUGGCAUUUGAAUUGAUGAAUCUGUAAUAUCCUAAUGGUUUAGAUGGUGUUCAUUGCAUGAAAAAUGUGAAUGUCAAUGCCUAGCCUCAAGUGCCACCUAAUAACUUCCAUUGCUAUAAUUCUUCUCUGGAACCCACCCUAGUAGUUCAAUUAACACGUGCCUAAAACUCUUUCCUUCCCUGCAAAUUAAACUCCCCAUAAAUCCUUCUGUUGACAAAAAUAACCAUUCCCUUUAAUUCCUCCUAUUGUUGUAAAUAACUCCUCCCUCUAAUUGUCCUAAUGGUACAAAUAGCCUUUCUCUGUCAUUCACCAGGUUAUUCAUAUCAACCCUCACAAAGUCCUUUUCAUUGUGUCAUUUCUAUAACUCUAUAACUCCUCCUCCAAAUGUUUCCUUAUAACUUGUCUAAUUGCUCCAUAUAGGUUAUUAAUCACUGACUAGUGUCACAAAUAACCCCAUCGAUAUAACUGCCCCGGUAAAAAGAAUUCUUUCAUAUGACUCUUCUUUUUACUACAAAUGUCUUCUCUUAUUGGCACACAUAAUAAGAUCCGUAUUAUUACUCCAUGUUAUCCUAAGCUGCCUUCUGUGAAAUAUGGACUUUGUCCCUUGCCAGCCUGUCUCACUUGGCUGUGUAUGGUUGCUGCUAAAAUUCUUAUCUGACUCCUGACAGGUCAGCUUGUUUACACACUAGCGUAUUAAUUUGCACAUGUGCUUCUUUUUAAUAAAGUUUUUUUCAUUACAAACAGACAA
Bombina bombina (fire-bellied toad) is the source of this 2445-nucleotide messenger RNA. RefSeq names its product interleukin 10 receptor subunit alpha (gene IL10RA). The transcript is spliced from 7 exons. Gene Ontology annotation, molecular function: protein binding. Lineage: Eukaryota; Metazoa; Chordata; Amphibia; Anura; Bombinatoridae. Gene Ontology annotation, biological process: blood coagulation. The record is from RefSeq and is a predicted model, not a curated record. The coding region runs from base 1 to 1611 and encodes 536 amino acids. Gene Ontology annotation, cellular component: membrane.